Molecule: messenger RNA, 1454 nt
Organism: Vigna umbellata (rice bean)
Lineage: Eukaryota; Viridiplantae; Streptophyta; Magnoliopsida; Fabales; Fabaceae
Product: outer envelope protein 61-like
Molecular function (GO): protein binding
Source: RefSeq, a predicted model, not a curated record
UUUUACGGGAUACCAAGGAAAAAUUGACGAUGGGAGGUGGUGAGCAAUUGACUAGUGGAGUAGUAAUCGAAGAAAUAACUGAAGAAGUCGAGGAUGUACCUCCUAAAAGCUCUUUGGAACAAACAGCGGUUCAAAAAAAAUCUGGUGACACCUCUAAGAGUACAAGUAAUGCUAACAAUGGAAAUUCAAAAUCAGAUGCAGACAGUUUAGAUGCAUUGAGAAAGGAUCCUGAAGCUGUCAGGUCAUUCCAAAACUUCAUUCAAAAUACAAAUCCUGCCACGCUGGCUUCUUUGAAUGCUGGACAAUUCAAAGAUGUGUCCCCAGAUAUGAUCAAAACCACCUCUGAUGUAAUUAGUAAGAUGUCACCUGAUGAACUGCAAAAAAUGCUUGACAUGGCUUCUUCAUUUCAAGGGGACAACCAAUUUUUAAGAGGAGGUCCCCCUGAUUCUUUUAACCCAGGAUCAAUGCCUCCCAAUGUGACACCUGACAUGUUUAAAGCAGCAAGUGAUAUGAUAAGUAAAAUGCCAGCUGAUGACCUCAAGAAGAUGUUUGAAAUGGCAUCAUCACUCAAAGGGAAAGAAUCUAUUCCAUCAGCAGCAGCAGUAGAUGAGAUCCAAAGAAAUGUUUAUAAGUCGAACAUCCCAUCAUCAAGUACUAGUGAAACUAGUCAUUUUGGGGAAUCAAGUUCUUCUAAUAAUGUGUUUUCAAAUAUGAGAAACGCUUCUCAGUCAAACUUUCCUUCCUCCAGUCCUGAUCUACAAGAACAGAUGAGAAACCAGAUGAAAGAUCCAGCCAUGCGGCAGAUGUUCACAUCCAUGAUUAAAAAUAUGAGCCCAGAAAUGAUGGCAAACAUGGGUGAACAAUUUGGUGUUAAGCUUUCACCAGAAGAGGCAGCAAAAGCUCAGAAAGCCGUCUCAUCCAUGUCACCAGAGAGCUUGGAUAAAAUGAUGCUUUGGGCAGACAGGAUUCAAAGAGGAGUUGAAUCUGCAAGAAAGACAAAGAACUGGCUGCUAGGGAAGCCUGGAAUGAUCUUUGCAAUAUGCAUGCUCAUUUUGGCUAUCAUUCUUCACCGGUUAGGCUUCAUUGGUGGCUAGAGUAAGGGUAAAACAUUAUGAGAUUCCCUAGGCAUUCAACCAUAAUCUUCUUGUGUGAUGGCAUGAUUGAAUAUAAGCCAAGAGACAAUGGAGAAAGGAUGGGACAGACUAUUGGUUACCUCGAAAGCAGUGCCAAAUUGGCAUCUCAUCAGAUGUGUCCAAAUUGAGAAUGUGACUGACUUUUUUUGUAAUAUAUUAGCUUUUGAGUUGUUUGCCAAUUAGCACUGGGAGGAACCCCACCAUUCAAUAAAUUGGUAACCUUUUAUCAUUUUGGUAUCCUAAUCCUAAUGUAGCGUUUGAUUUGGUAAGAUUAUUUGUAAAAUGUACACAAUUACCUUUUUUGAUGUUUUGCUCACUCAA